Harmonia axyridis is the source of this 423-nucleotide messenger RNA. Its product is annotated as 40S ribosomal protein S2-like. The record is from RefSeq and is a predicted model, not a curated record. Gene Ontology annotation, cellular component: cytosolic small ribosomal subunit; ribosome. Gene Ontology annotation, molecular function: structural constituent of ribosome; RNA binding. NCBI's taxonomy places the organism in Eukaryota, Metazoa, Arthropoda, Insecta, Coleoptera, Coccinellidae. The transcript has a single exon. Gene Ontology annotation, biological process: translation. Bases 1 to 354 code for a protein of 117 amino acids.
AUGGCUCUACAAAAAAACAGAGGAAAUAAAAUUGGUAAACCACACACAGUACCCUGCAAGGUGACUGGCAAAUGUGGCAGUGUUACCGUGAGGCUGAUUCCAGCUCCUAGAGGUACAGGCAUAUUGUCUGCUCCAGUUCCAAAGAAAUUGUUGCAAAUGGCUGGUGUUGAAGAUUGUUACACCUCUUCCAAUGGUUCAACUUGUACUUUGGGUAAUUUCGCCAGGACCACAUUUGCAGCCUUUGCAAAGACUUACGCUUACCUUACCCCUGCUUGGCUGAUGAACUCAUCAACGCAGCAAAGGGAUCAUCAAAUUCUUAUGCUAUCAAGAAGAAGGAUGAGUUGGAGAGAGUAGCCAAAUCCAACCGUUAAAAUUUUUUUUUAAUGUAUGAUAAUUUAAGGAAUAAAAAAUUCUUAUUCCAUA